This is a messenger RNA of Fraxinus pennsylvanica, 429 nucleotides long. NCBI's taxonomy places the organism in Eukaryota, Viridiplantae, Streptophyta, Magnoliopsida, Lamiales, Oleaceae. The record is from the annotation of a GenBank genome assembly.
AUGAGUUCCUGUAUAGAUUCAUUGUUAGGCUUUGGGUUAUUUUCUUCUGUACAGUCGUACAUCCCUAAAGAGAAACACGAGACUAAACUUAAUAUAUGGAUGAUGAAAGACUUGUACAUGUUCUCUCAUAUCUUGCUUUGCAUCACGACUGAUAGAAACUUCGAAAAAGAUUCAUUCCUCCGUUUCACAACAGGCCUACAACUGCUUGCAGUGCCAGUUCUUGCUUAUUAUCGCAAUACUAAUGGGGUGUGGCUGGUGGUGGUGGGAAAGAUGGUGAUGAUGAUGAUGAUGUAUGGUAUUGAUGCAGCUUCUGGAGCUUCUGUUUUAGCUUUGGGUAUCUCACCAGGAGACCAUGUCCUUGAUCUCUGCGCUGCACCUGGUAAAUGUGGUUUCAUUGUUUGGAUGUUCACAGCUGAUCUGCCGAUCUGA